AUGCUGCUGUGCCGGGUCUCCGCCCUGAGCCAGGCGGCGGCCAAAUGGGGACGGAGGUCACGCCGGGGAGGCGGCCUCCUCGUCCACCGUGCCGUCUCCUUUAGCUCCAGCCGCCGUCACGGUGUCAACUCCGGGGAAGGCAGCCCCCAGCCGGCGGAGCCCGGCUCCCCUCAGGCUCUGUACCGGGACACGGUGCUCCUUCCCCGGACCGAGUUCCCCAUGAAACUGACCGGGCAGAAGCUCCUGGACCGGGAAGUCCAGAUACAGCAGGAGUGUGGGUUUGCAGAUUUAUACUCAUGGCAGAGAGAAAGGAAGGCCAAGAAAGAGUUCUGCCUCCAUGAUGGACCACCUUAUGCCAACGGAGACCCUCAUGUUGGACAUGCACUCAACAAGAUCCUGAAAGAUAUUCGCAACCGUUUCGAGCUGCUCCGGGGCCGGCAGGUCCACUACGUCCCGGGCUGGGACUGCCACGGGCUGCCCAUUGAGCUGAAGGCUCUGGGAGAGCUGGGCACCAGUGGGCUCAGUCCGCUGCAGAUUAGACAGAAAGCGCGGGAGUUUGCUGAAAAGGCCAUCGCUCGGCAGAAGGCGGCGUUCCAGCGCUGGGGGGUGAUGGCCGACUGGGAGCAGUGCUACCAAACGUUUGAUGGAACCUACGAGGCAGCUCAGCUGAAAGUCUUUCAGGAGAUGCACAGCAAGGGGCUCAUUUACCAGGACUACAAGCCUGUUUUCUGGUCACCUUCAUCCAGAACAGCCCUGGCAGAGGCGGAGUUGGAGUACAACCCGGAACAUGUGAGCCGGGCCAUCUACGCCACGUUUCCUCUGGUCACGCUGCCACCAAAGAUGGCCUCAGAAGAAGGUCUGGACAGUGUCUCUGUGUUGGUGUGGACCACCCAGCCCUGGACCAUCCCCGCUAACCAGGCUGUGUGCUACAUGCCAAACGCACAGUACUCUGUGGUGAGGAGAGGGGACGACUCUCGGCUGCUGCUGGUGGCCUCUGAGCGCGCCGCCAGCCUGGCAGCCCUGCUGGGCACAGAGCUGCAGAGCAUCGGAUCCUUCACAGGUUCCCAGCUUGAAGGCGGGGUCUGCCAGCAUCCCACCAUUCCCGACAAGCAGGUGCCCCUGUUGCCAGCCAAUCAUGUGACGAUGGGAAAAGGAACAGGAUUGGUCCACACGGCGCCGGCUCACGGCAUGGACGAUUACAGCGUGGCGUCCCAGUUUAAGCUGUCAGUGGAGUGCAUGGUGGAUGAGGAGGGGAAGUUCACGGAGCUGGCCGGGGCCGAUCUCCAGAACCUGUCUGUGAUGACGGAAGGCACCGACCGGGUGAUUUCCCUGCUGAAGGACAGCGGGGCUCUGGUCCUGGAGGAGCGGUGUGUCCACAGCUACCCGUACGACUGGAGGACCAAGAAGCCCGUCGUCAUCCGGCCCAGCAAACAGUGGUUCAUCAACACGGCCUCCCUCAAAGACAAAGCCAAGGAGGCGCUGCAGAAGGUCCAGAUCCUGCCGGAGUCUGCGCGGGCCAGUCUGCUGGCCACGCUGGACAGGCGCACCUACUGGUGCAUCUCCAGACAGCGGAGCUGGGGGGUGCCCAUCCCCGUCUUCUACCACAAAGAAACCGGAGAGGCUCUCCUCAACAAACACACGGUGUCCCACAUCGCUAAGCUCUUCAAGGAGAAGGGCAGCGACUGCUGGUGGGAGCUUCCCACCGACGACCUGCUGCCGCCAGAGGUGAUCAAGAAGAGUAAAGUGGGUCCAGCGAGCGACUUCAUCCGUGGAGAGGACGUCCUGGACAUCUGGUUUGACAGUGGAGCCUCGUGGGCCGCCGUGCUGGAAGAGGAGAUGGAGGGAGACUCUGAGGAGCCUGAGUCCCGUCUCAGCUGGCUUCCAGCCCCGCUGCGCAAACCUCUGGCCACAGAGUCAGACUCCCGAGCAGACGCAUACGUGGAGGGAAAGGACCAGCUGGGGGGCUGGUUUCAGUCGUCCCUUCUCACCAGUGUGGCCGUCAGGAACAAGGCCCCUUACAAGUCUCUGGUGGUCCAUGACUUUGCGGUCAGCGAGAAGGGAGAAAAGAUGUCCAAGUCUGUGGGGAAUGUCGUGGAUCCUGAUGAAGUGAUCAACGGAGGAAAAGAUGCUCCAGCCUACGGGGCAGAUGUGCUCCGCUGGUGGGUGGCCGAAUCAAACGUCUUCUCCGAAGUCCAAAUCGGGCCCACGGCCCUCAACCAGGCCCGGGACAGCAUCAGUAAGCUCAGGAACACGCUCCGGUUCCUGCUGGGCAACCUGCAGGGCUUCGACCCCCGCGCCCAGGCCGUGGACCCCAAACAGAUGCACUACAUCGACCAGUACAUGCUGCACCUGCUCCGCGAGUUCAGCAUGAAGGUGCGUGGGGGGGGCGGGGCCUCGGCGUGUCCGGCCUCUGCCCGCCGCCUGCUGACCCCCUCCUGUGUGCAGCAGGGCCGUGCAGAGACCACUAAAGGGGCAGAAUUAAACUGUUAA
Menidia menidia (Atlantic silverside) is the source of this 2490-nucleotide messenger RNA. Lineage: Eukaryota; Metazoa; Chordata; Actinopteri; Atheriniformes; Atherinopsidae. The record is from the annotation of a GenBank genome assembly.